AUGCCGCCACUGCCUGAGUGCCUCAGCUCCCCCGCCGCCGCCGGCUUCCCUCGGCUCCGGCCGCUUCCUCCGCCGGCGACAACCCAGAUCGGAGGACCCGCGCCCACCACGUGGCAGGCAGCCACUGGCCCACGGGCGUUUACUCGUGCAUGGAAUGAUGCUUGUAAAGCGUCGUCUGCAACUUUGAAUGUAGCAGGUGGCAAGACUUUUCUGGUUAACAAUCUAUAUUUCCAGGGACCGUGUCAGCCUGGUUUCACAUUUCAGAUCGUGGGUAUUACCAUUCAGGCACCAGAAAGCAGCCCAAACACUGAUGGAAUUGAUACGUUCCAAUCCACAAACAUAGUCAUAAAAGAUUCCACUAUUGGAACAGGAGAUGACUGUGUGGGGAUAGGUGAUGGGUCUUCAAAUAUUAACAUCAAUGAUAUCACAUGCGGUCCAGGCCAUGGAAUAAGCAUUGGAAGCCUUGGAAGAGGAAACACGAAAGCAUAUGUCCAUUCGAUUCACGUGAACGGCGCCAAGUUGACAUUAACAACGAAUGGAUUAAGAAUCAAGACAUGGCCGGUGAUAGAGUCGGGAGCUUUUUCGGCGCGCAGGUCUGAGCGGGAGCGACAAGUAGACUGUGGAGGAGGCCUCCCUCCUCCACAUGGCGUCUUCCGUAGUCUCUUUCUUGUGCGAUCUGCUCUUGGUCUUUAA
Messenger RNA from Cryptomeria japonica (Japanese cedar), 693 nucleotides. RefSeq names its product polygalacturonase-like. Lineage: Eukaryota; Viridiplantae; Streptophyta; Pinopsida; Cupressales; Cupressaceae. Gene Ontology annotation, biological process: carbohydrate metabolic process. The transcript has 6 exons. The record is from RefSeq and is a predicted model, not a curated record. Gene Ontology annotation, molecular function: polygalacturonase activity. Bases 1 to 693 code for a protein of 230 amino acids.